This is a messenger RNA of Papilio xuthus (Asian swallowtail), 2033 nucleotides long. Its product is annotated as short-chain specific acyl-CoA dehydrogenase, mitochondrial. The transcript is spliced from 9 exons. The coding region runs from base 346 to 1581 and encodes 411 amino acids. Gene Ontology annotation, biological process: fatty acid beta-oxidation using acyl-CoA dehydrogenase; butyrate catabolic process. Lineage: Eukaryota; Metazoa; Arthropoda; Insecta; Lepidoptera; Papilionidae. The record is from RefSeq and is a predicted model, not a curated record. Gene Ontology annotation, molecular function: flavin adenine dinucleotide binding; short-chain fatty acyl-CoA dehydrogenase activity. Gene Ontology annotation, cellular component: mitochondrion.
CUGAAAUAUCAAAUACAUGCAAAUUAAUUCGGCAAUCGGCGUCUAUCUAUUUAGGUGGAAUUCUUUGUAUUAGAUAACACAAACUUUGAUAAAUAAUAGUCAGAAUUUGUAGAAGUACCAUUGUGUUAGAUAUAGGGUUAAUACAUUAUUUAAGGUUAUUAUAAUACAAAAGAAAAUAUCACUAUUUUAGUGAGAAAGUGUCGUUCUAGUUGAGUUUUAAAUAUUUAUAAUAUUCUAACCAUUAACUUAGCUUAACCUUGAAUUUAUCAGUAUCGGUCAUAUAUAAUUUUGCAAUACAUCUCAAGUUGUGUGACAUUCGCCCACAUUCACUAAUCCAGCGUUAUCAUGGUAGCCGGUGCGCUCUUUAAAUCUGUGAAAAGUUCUUUGUCAUUGGUACAAUGUGCAAAGACAUCUAUAUCCAGAGUGAGAACAUUCACAAGUGUACUAAAUGAUCAGCAACAUGAAAUUCAAGAAUUAGCAAAGCAAUUUUCAGAUGAACACCUCAAGCCAAAUGCUAAGAAACUGGAUUUGGAAGGGAGGUUCCCCUUUGACCAGAUAAAACGUCUUACUGACAUGGGUUUUAUGGGCAUGGCAGUGGAAGAGGCGUACGGAGGUCGGGGCCUCGACUAUCUAUCGGUGGCUGUAGCAGUUGAGGAGCUGUCGCGGGGCUGCGCCAGUACCGGCAUGAUCAUGAGCCUCCACAACUUCCUCUAUACCAAUCUGGUUAAUGAAAAAGGCACGCCGCAACAGAAAGAAAUAUUCUUAUGUGAUUUUACUAGAGGAGCCAUUGGAUGUUUUGCUCUGAGUGAACCGGACGCUGGCAGUGACGUAGCCAGCAUAAAGACUACAGCGACCUUUGAUGGUGACCACGUAAUCCUGAACGGAAAGAAAAGCUGGGUGUCUUCUGCUAUCGAGGGGUCUGCGCUCAUUGUGUUUGCUACUGUAGAUCCUGCGCUACGACACAAAGGACUAGCUUGUUUCCUCGUUCCAAUGGAUGCAGAAGGCGUAUUUAGAGGGAAGAAACAACCCCUAAUGAGUGUCAGCGAAUUUGACAGGGCUGUGACAGCGUGCGACGUGACAUUCGAGGAGGUGCGGAUACCCAAGUCCUAUAUGGUUGGCCAAGUGGGCGAAGGAUUCAAGAUCGCGAUGGGACAGUUGGAUCAAGCUAGGAUAGGCAUCGCCGCCCACGCUGUAGGUAUAGCCCAAGCGGCUUUGGACACUGCUAUUGGUUAUGCCAAGGAAAGGGAAGCUUUCGGUAAAAAGCUGACGAGGUUGUCUUCAGUCCAGGAUCGACUGACCGAGAUGAGUAUAAUGACGGAGACCGCCCGGCUUCUGACAUACCGCGCGGCGACGCAGGUCAGCACCAAGAACAGCUCGAUGGCGAAGUACGUGGCGGGCAAGAAUGCCACCGCUGUCGCAGACCACUGCGUUCAAAUCCUCGGCGGACGCGGCCUUGCCACCACACACAAUGCUGAGAGGCAUUACAGGGACGCAAGAGGUACACAGAUAUACGGCGGCGUGACGGACAUACAGAAACGUCUUGUCGGCCAUUAUCUGCUGAAGGAACACGACGCCCUCUGAUGGCGCCACGAAAACACUGCAGCUAGUCUAAGCUAAACUGUGUCUAUUAAUUCGAGGCCACUGCAUCUACAAUAAGUAUAUAUCUUUAAGGUUAAAUACAAUGCAAAUAGUUAUAAAAAAUUAAUUUAAAUAACUGAAUAAUACAUCGAAACUAACGCACACAACUGACGCAACUCUUUCUCUUCUCUCUCUUUUCUAAAGAAUGGGAAGAGGAAGUGGAUUUGUUGGAAGAGCGGACGUUUAGGAAGGGCAAAUAUUCUCUGUGCGUCUCCUUCUCCGUCGAUUAAAGUUGUGCAGUAUAUGUGCAAUUCAUGAUAUCUAUGGGCGACGAUCGUUAAUACCUUUUAAUAUAAAAAUGCAAUGUAAGUGAUUCAAUAAUCAGCUCAAAAGAUUUAGAGACAGAAUAUUACAAUUAGGGCUCAAAGAUAAGUUUUUAUUGAUCGGCCCAAUGC